AGCUAAUGACCUGUAAUGUAAUCAAAACCUCACUCACUCAUCAUUCAACUGCUUCUCCGCCGAGUAGCGGGAGAAACGGCUCCAGCAGUGGAACCCAAACUUGUGUCCCUACACGUGUCCCUGUAGUUCCCCUGAAGGAUAACGCAGUUGCUCACUGGAUUUGAAUUCAAAUAAGAUCAUCGCACAUGAAUGCAACACUUGAUGUGUCCACUAGGCAGAAAUAAUGAAACACACCAUUUUAGGAAAAAUUAACACAUUCAUACAAAAUAAUGUAUUUUACCCAAAACUGCGUGGCACUGACGCAAGGUCAACAUGUAGACAGGAGCCACGUGGGUACCAAGGUGGGAAGCACCUGCGCUACUUUUUUGAAAUCACCCAAAUGUAGCCUUACCUGGUAGCGUCAUUUAACCCCCUCCCAACCAGCUCUCCCUAAGCCGUACGACGACCGGGUCGGUACGAGAAGAUGAACCACUAGUACCAGGUGAUGCCAGUAUCUUCACAAGCUUUGACAAUGAGCCCUACGGCCUCUGACGGACACUGCUCAUCACACAUGGUCACAGCCUCUUUACACUGACGAUGCCUAAACCUGCCCCUACUCCUCAAGCUGUUCCACAGCCGACCCCCCAACCGGCUGCUCCAGCACCACAACGUGCAGCUUCUGCAACCGAGUCGGCCCCCCAGUCGGCCCCCCAGUCGGCCCCCCAGUCGGCCCCGCAGUCGGCCCCGCAGUCGGCCCCGCAGUCGGCCCCGCAGUCGGCCUCGCAGUCGGCCCCCUGCUCUGUAGCCCCGCGCCCAGCCACAGAUGACCCCGCCCCGGCUGCUGUCAAAGUAACGGCAGGCCUCGACUCUGCAGCAACCAAACAGUCCGACUCGCCCACAGACUCGGCCCAGACAGCACCGGCGUCAGACCCUUCGGCCCCUCCCACACCGCCUGCCCAACCAGACAAAAAGCCGGAGGACGAACCGUCUGCCCCCGCGGAAGUCUUUUCCACUGCUGCCAGCCUGGUUGAUGAUCUGGGUCUCCUAGAAGAAGCUGCGUCCAUACUGGUGACGGAUCCAGCCUAUGAGAGCCUGGUGUCGGAGAUCAUGUCCAUGGGUUACGAGCGGGAGCACGUAGUCGCCGCACUCAGAGCCAGUUACAACAACCCGGACCGAGCAGUGGAGUACCUGCUCACGGGCAUUCCUGCAGAGGCCAGUGAUCCGCCACCUCAGGAGCCGGUUGGACCCAGUGCUCCACCCGACGCCCCCGCCCCCGCUACGCAAGAACCCCAACAGCCCCCAGUGGCAUCAAACCCAGAGCCAGGGUCCGUCAGCCAGCCUCCCUCCAGCGGGGGGGGCUCAGUCUCUACGGGGAACCCUUUGGAGUUCCUGAGGAACCAGCCUCCGUUCCAGCAAAUGAGACAGAUCAUCCAGCAGAACCCGGCCCUCCUGCCGGCCCUCCUGCAGCAGCUAGGCAGAGACAACCCGCAGCUACUGCAGCAAAUCACGCAGCACCAGGAGCGUUUUGUGCAGAUGCUGAAUGAGCCACGAGCCGGAGACCCGGCGGGGCACGAGGCCGAGUCCGAGGGCCAGGGGUCCCCCCCAGGGACAAACUACAUCCAGGUCACCCCACAGGAGAAGGAAGCCAUCGAGAGGUUAAAAGCGCUUGGCUUCCCUGAGGGCUUAGUCAUCCAGGCCUACUUUGCCUGCGAGAAGAACGAGAAUCUAGCCGCCAACUUCCUGCUACAGCAGACAUGGGACGACGACGAGUAGUCAAGCAUCGGCCGACUGCUGCGUCGCCGUUCACCCGAAGGCCGCAAAGCAGGUGACUACACGAGGUGCACGCCGUGUGACCGUGUACAAUGCUGGGUUUGAAGGACGGCGACGUGCCGCUCAAAGGCUUCCCGGCCGCCUCCCCUCCACACAGCCGGGUGUGAGCCGAGCCGCUGACAUCAUUACCGCCGCCGCUUGUGCCCAGAGAUCCUGUCCUGAAGAGUCCAGGCAGGAAUCACCUUUACAUAAGAAGGCCCAUUCCCGCCCGUAAUGGAAAGUCAGACGGUCUACUUCUAAGAAACAACCAUCAGAAGCGUCAGACAAAAGGUCACAAUUAUAAAAAGUCAUAAUUGAAGUCCAGUCCAAUUCAUUUUAAAAAUGACAUAAUACAAGAUGAAAUAAUCCAAAGGUUGUUUUCCUCUGCUGGCAGAAAUGGGCCUCCAGAUUUACAGGCUUUAGUUUUCAAAGGGGUACACGCACACGCACACGCACACACACUGCCUGUAGAACGUUGAACUUAGACUGUACACAAUGUGUGCGUUCUUGAAUGUAUCUGACUGGUAUAAAUACUUGAUAAAAAUAUGCAUGUUAGGUUCCCCUGAAAAAGUGAUGCAAGCUGAAAGGAUGUCAUUUCAGUUAUUCUGAUUAUUUUGCCAUUGGUAAAAAAAAACGCUCCAAGGCUGGUGGUUGUUUUACGUCUCAGCAACCGUGCGGAUGUGUAUGUGUGUGCUUCCAUCCGUGGUAAGCGACAUCUGCAAGACCUCAAUACAUUGCAGAAUAUUUGAGUCUUUGUCGCCCACUCCUGCCAUAACAAAAGGAAAAAGGAAUGUUCGGAAUGGAAAGAUGUUGAGAUAAUGACCCCUAGUGUUUCUUUUGACUGACUGUCUCGUUUGUUUGGGCUUUGCUAUUAUUUAGAUUUUAGGUGAGGGUCCCCCUGUCAAAAACAUGGUCCACAUUUGGACUAUGGACGGAACAUUUAACAUAGUUUACUACAAUUUUUGAAGCAGAAUUUAAUCCUUUUCAUUUAGUAUAACAGAAAAAGUAUUUUAUUUUCUCACCUCAAGUAUACUUUUUGGUGGUUGUUAUCAACAGGUUAAUUGUUGAUCUUUAAAAAAAAGUAAUGGCAGAAAUGGGCUUUUAGACCCAAAUACCUUCAGAGUUUGGUCAAAAAACCCUUUCACUCUAUUUGGAACAUCCAAUGUCCUUGAUGUGCAUAAAGUGUCCUGUUGUCUACAUAAUGUGUGCUGUGAUGUUUUGUAGGAGAAGAAGUCUCUGCAUGUGAAUUGUCAUCUGUCUGUUUGGUUAUUCUUCACAUACAGGAAAUUGAGGAGUGAUUAUAAGAUGCCACAUAGCGAGCUUUGUGAGGAACCUACACUUGAGAAAAUAAAAUGAAAGUUGUGAUUUCUUAGUACAUCAUUAGCCCCAAUGAUGAACAACAGACAGUCUGUUUGUGUUCCAUUCGUCUCAUGUCAUAUCUGCACCGUGAAGUCGUCCCACUUUGAGGCAUUGCUCAUUUAUGGCUUAUGAUUGUCACCAACUUGAACACUUCAAAAGGAGUUAUAGUUUACAAUGAAGCACAGACCGGAUUGCUUAUCACCAUUACCGUUUUAUUUAUAAUGGUGCUUUCAAGGUAAUUUAAGUGCAUAUAUAUUUUCUAGUUUUUAGUGUGUACUUUGUCUCUUCCUUGACUUCUCUGUCUUGUGUUUGAACUGGAAGUUUUGUAAACACUUUGGGGUGAACAGGAGCACUUUGAUGUUGUACGGGCUUUUCUUUAGCUGUGAGGGCGAUUUGGUUGCAUGCAAUUGUUACACAGCUAUUUAUAGCAUGACAGUGGGUUGUUGUGUUGCCUUAUCUUACCCAUUUAUUUUCUUUGGGAUUUAUUGAAAACCGUACAUUAGGAUUUUAAAUACACUUUAUGGUUUUGCAAAAUUGUUGUGAAAAACUGAGCAUUGUGUAAAAAUAAAUGGCUUUUACUAA
Messenger RNA from Gasterosteus aculeatus aculeatus (three-spined stickleback), 3729 nucleotides. NCBI's taxonomy places the organism in Eukaryota, Metazoa, Chordata, Actinopteri, Perciformes, Gasterosteidae. The record is from RefSeq and is a predicted model, not a curated record.